CCUAAACUCACUGAUUGGAGGAUCUGGUUUGCAAGACAUGCAUUUAUCACUGCAACACUUGGAGUAGUCACUUUGGCAUGACCAGACUCCUAUGGAAACUACUGGAUUUUAAACAGGCAGUAAACUGAACAGCUAUGGUAAAGAGUGUGAGGACACGCAGGGAGCAGAAGAGUUGCUAGUUGAAAGGGAUAACGGUUGACAAAGUGUUGGUUAUGUCUGGGUUAAUGUUUACCUUGAGGACGAGCAGCUCAUGGCCCCGCAACAGUCUGUUCAGGGUGAGCAGUCUGCUGCUGCCUCCGCUCUCAAACAACCACUUGUCUAAAAUGUCGUCAGACUCCCACUGGCUCUCUCCUGCAGACCGGGAUCAGCAGGUGAUGGACCUCAGGACCAAAGGAUGGGUGGAUGUGGAGGGCCGCGAUGCCAUCUUCAAAGAGCUUCACUUUAAAACCUUUAAUCAGGCAUUUGGCUUCAUGUCACGAGUGGCUCUGCAGGCAGAGAAGAUGAACCAUCACCCAGAAUGGUUCAACGUUUAUAAUAAGGUCCAGAUUACAUUGACUACACAUGACUGUGGAGGACUGUCAAAGCGGGACAUCAAAAUGGCAAAGUUUAUCGACAAAAUUGCACUUUCAAUGUAAUGUCUUUGUCUUUAAUCAGAGCCCACCUUGUUUCUAUGCUUUCAGUCACAACUCUGCUCAGUCAAAAAAUGAUUCCUCAUGUAAAUGAUAAAAUACUAUUCAUUCAUAGACCUCUGGGUUCUAAAUAAAACCUGUGAAAGAUAUUCUAUUUUAAUAUUUGUAUUUUGUUUGCAGCAUAUCUUGUACAAGCUUUCUCUCAGAAUAAAACUUGUAAAACAG
This is a messenger RNA of Perca fluviatilis (European perch), 854 nucleotides long. Its product is annotated as pterin-4-alpha-carbinolamine dehydratase 2-like. The transcript has 4 exons. Bases 213 to 635 code for a protein of 140 amino acids. Gene Ontology annotation, biological process: tetrahydrobiopterin biosynthetic process. Gene Ontology annotation, molecular function: 4-alpha-hydroxytetrahydrobiopterin dehydratase activity. The record is from RefSeq and is a predicted model, not a curated record. Lineage: Eukaryota; Metazoa; Chordata; Actinopteri; Perciformes; Percidae.